AAGGCGCUCUUUCUUUUCGACGCUCAGCUAGGAAGGCCUGCCCUGUUCCUUUCAUCCGGAUAAUUAGGUGACAGAGGAGGACACGAGGAGGUUCCGGAAGGAGGAACACGUGCGUGGAAGCAUCUGGGAAACUCGUGGGAAGAGGAGGUGUCCUCGCCGCCGUGGAGAGUCGCGGGGCGGAGGAAGUCUGCCGGGGUCUCCCGAGGAAAACGGUGCGGAUGUCAUCAGAAUAGCCGUAUAGCCUGUGUGGCAUUACGGUCCUUCGCAAUUCUCGCUAGCUCAGCUUGUGCCUAAAGUUGAAGUUGAAGCCCAAUUCUCUUUACUCCUCAGCCCUCAACCAGCAAGGGACUCUUGGAAGCUGUUGUUAUUCGGCAGGGCGGCGAAUUUCGGAAGGCAGCUAGAAACCGAUCUUGUGCGCAAGGCUUCUAAGAGGAUUUCUAAGCGGUUCUGAUUGGAUGUGUUCCUUCCAUGGCUGCAAUUUACUCUGGCAUUCAUCUGAAGCUGAAAAGCUCAAAGACCUCUUGGGAGGACAAACUCAAGUUGGCUCGGUUUGCAUGGAUUUCUCAUCAGUGCUUCCUUCCAAACAAAGAACAAGUCUUACUUGAUUGGGUAAGUCAUAGCUUGAUUUCCUGCUACAAUAAGAAACUUGAAUUGCCAGAUGAGAUAAUUGAGAAGCUUUGGAUUUACCUGGACAGCAUCAUUCACAGCAAAAAGCUGCAGGAUCUCUUCAAAAAUGAAAAAACAGUCACUCUGCGCUUUACAAUUGCACAGGUCAUAAAUGAAAAUCUUUCUCUUGCUUACAAUCAAAAAACACUGAAGAAUGUCAAGGCAGUGCUAAGCUGUUGUAGUGGCAUCCUCUCCAAACCUCCUCUUUCAAUAGUUUAUACUGCAAAAUUUGAACUGCUGGUACAUCUUUUGAGUAAGUUGUCCUGGCUAACCUGUUGGCAGUUAUCAUCAGAAAAUGCUGUGUCCCUCCAGUUGUUUGAAGUCCUUCAACUGACCUUCAGGCAAUACCUUCUAAUUCAGCGGCAGCAAACCAAUGCAAAUCGCGUAUUUGGACAAGUGAUCCAGCAACUGCUGCAGCCAUGCUUACUGCUUAGAUAUUUGUUAACAAUGAAAGUAUGGACUGAUGCAGAUGAUGAUCGCAUUCAUCCACAACUCAGCAAGGAAGUCCGAAAUCACGUAGAGACGUUGCUCAAGGCUGGCAUUUUCCAACAGGAGCUCUUGUCGUCCUACAGAGAAGAGCUGUUACAAGAGAAGGAAUCUGUUGGCACAAAGAAACGAGGCUUGAAAAAUCUGCUUCUCCCAGCCAAUACAGUUCAGGCUUCUUUAAGAGACGCCGCCUUUUGCGAACAAGCUCUUCGGGGAAAGGUGGUAGCGCAUUCAGUACCUUUGCUCUUCAAGCUUUUUUUAGAGACUUACAAUAAGCCCGAAGACCAUUUGGUCUGCUUUCACAUGCUUACCAAACUUUACGAUUGCUUACGGAUUUCUUGCCUGCGAGGGAAUCUUUGGGACAACCAGCUUCCAGCAUCAGAAUGGAGCCCAGAGCUGCUUGCGGUGGAGCAGCUACUCAAUUUGGUGCUGAGCAAUAAUAUUUAUAACGUGGCUGCUGAUCAGAUUCGGCACAAGGCAGUCCAGUUUAAUUUUUACCGUCAAUUAGCCCAGUUGCUGAUGAAUCAUUCACAGGCCACCAUACCUGCCUGGUUUAGAUGUCUCAAGGCCUUGAUUUCAUUAAAUCAUUUGAUUGUGGAUCCCGAUUUGGAUGACUUAGUGGCCUUGGCUUGGGUUGAUGCAGAGGUCUCUGAGCCACGAACAAAGAAGGCUCAGACAGCCCUCAUUAGCACCGUCUUCUCCACUUAUGCCAAAUUGCGCCAGUUCCAAAACCUCUUCCAAGAAGUUUUAUCAGUCGUUUUACGUCCUGCUGCAGAGGAAUCAAGACUGCCACUGUUGCCAGCUAGUAUCAGGGCCAAGCUAUGUGAGUGUCUUUUGGAUCUGCCAUCCAAUCAGGUGCUGGAUAUCGUAGCUCUCGCGGUGGAGAAAUGUCAGACUUUUGUCAUUCCUCAUGUCAAGGGGGAUGCCGAUGUGGCCUCAAAGCUUCUGUCCAUAAGCACAUUGCUGUAUUCGGUUCUCUUCCACAUGAAGAGCUUAAAUGAUUCCACUCCAUUGUCUGUUGUGCAUCGCACUCAAAACCUGCUGGAGACAGUGCAGAAGAAUGUCAUCCAAGUUCUCUUUGACCUGCUGAAAAGUUCUGAGGCAGAAGCAACAGAACUUGAGCUUUGGACAGAGAAGGUCAGCAACUCAGCUCUUCUUCUGGCUUGUGUGUGCAUAGAAAGUGAUACUCUUUUUGCCUUAAAUUGCAAGCAGUAUAGCUCUCCCUUAGCCCCGUUGCUUGAUGAUCCUUCUGAAGAAAACUGGGACUUCUCAGCCAUAUUUUCUGGUUUAGAUGCAGAAUGUUGGGAGAAGGUAAAUAAGCUGGUAAAAUGUUCCUCCCCAAUGAGCAGCUAUUGUACCGAAUGGCUGGUGCUUCAAAAAAUGAAGAAGAUGCUAAUGCACACCACCUGUUGGACAGAGGCACCGCAUCAGGCUUUGCAAAGUGCUGGGGCUUUCAUCCUUCAGUCUGGAAGAGCUUCCAUGAACAAAGAAGAAUCGGAACCCUGGGAUGGCAGUGCAAGUAGUAUCACCGCUCUUACUUAUCCCGUGGCACAUUGGCACCUGGUAGUCUCAAAUCUCCCUGUCCUGUUUCCUUACCUUUCUGAGAAUGAUACAGAGUACAUUGCAGAGGUGCUGCUGAAAACACUAUUGGUUAAGCAAACCCAGUCAACUUUUGCUGAUGAGGACGAUUUUUCAUUCACGAUGGAGAAGUUGUCUCGGGAUUUAUUGCACAGUUCCCUUCUCCCAGAACUGCAGAUGCUGCACUGUUUUUUCCUAAGCCAAAUAAUCCAGCACUGUGCUAGUGUUCUUUCGUCUACAUUUCCAAAUAUUGCCAAUCAGCCUCUUCAGUUGCUGUGUGCAGGAGAUACUCCGUGGUGUGAAGCUAUCCCUUCGGGUCAUGCAGCCAGUGUAAGGUCUAGCAAUGAUUUUUCAGUCUCCUGGGCAAUUAUGGAGAAAGUUGCUUUCAAUAUACUGCAAUUAGUGAAAGAUAGUUCUUACGCUACCUUGGAGGAAGAACAUAUCAAAGAGCUCUUGAGUAUACUAGAGGUCAUUUCAGCAUUGAAUGUAGACGGCUUCUUUCCUUUGGAUUUCACACGAUGUUUUCUUCUGUUGGUUUCUUUGGCUGUUAAUACCAGAGCAAGCAUUUCUUGCAACAAGGCCUUGUCUUUAAAGUUUUUGGCAACCUGCUGCCACCUUCUAGCAUGCUUACAGGCCGGAAGACAUGCAAACUCAUCCUUCAAGGUUUUGUAUGCUAGUGAUGUUCUCGAAGCUCUCCUCAACUCUAUGUUUGCAGUCUGUAAGACCUUUGGCUGUGUCUUGAAGAUUGAUGCUUGGGAUGAAUUUCUUCACAAGCUCCAACUCUUUUUGGAACACUAUCUUCAGAUAACCCUAGAAAGGAGGCAGAGUGUGAAACUAAACCUGGAAAAGUUCCUGUCUUUUAUAACAAGUUGCCAAUCAUGUGAUACAAGUUCUGGACAGCCUGAGCAUUGGAGCCCUGCAGCUGACCAGGUUCUUCUAGUGGCAUUAAUUUCAUUGUGUCAUGUUUUGGCUACGUACCUGCAACAGCAACCCAAUGGAAAACUACAUAUUUCAGGAAUGCUACCUGUUUUUCUUAAACAGACCGUGUUGCAAACAGGAGCGACUAUCAAGUUCUGCCUUAGAAACAAGACAAAAGGCCAGCCAUUACAUUUGGCUUUUAUACCACAUAUUACUACUCUUCUAAAAGCAGAUUCAUUUUGUUUUCAAUCUAUGCUUCCUGCAGCUGGUGAGAAUGAACUACAAGAGCCAAUGAAACCCGACAAAAACAGGCAGCUUUUUCACAAGGAAUUAUAUCAAAGCUUUUGUGUUCAAAUAUUGAGAGAACUUGACGUGGCAGAUGGUAACCUCCAGUUCCUUCACUCUGCUUUGCAGUUUUUGACUGCUUUCUGUUCCAUGCCAGAACUGUAUCCCCCACAUGUGACUUCUAUUGCCGUAUUUAAUUUGGUCAGAAAAUUACUUGCAGGUCCUGAAAUCAAAGGCCAGUUGAUUCAAGAUCUAGAUGUUCCCUUAACUGAAUUGAUUGCCCAGCUGGUGGAGAAUGGUACCAUUGAUGACUUUUCUACCAUGUUGAGACUGCUGAUUGAGGGACUGAAUGUUUGCAAUCUUUGGAAACAAAAUUCUGAAAUAGUAUUAUCAGCUGUUACCUUACUGAAAGUGCUACUCAACUGUCCUCUAAGUGGAGAGAAAGAGAAAGUUUUCUGGUUUUCUACUCCCCAGAUAAUGACUGCUUUAGCUAUGCAAAUCAAAGAGGCUUCUCAAGAUCCAGUCCUGCUCCCUGUUCUUGCUGUGCCUAUCCUGGAAGCAGCAGCUCUUCUGCUUAGAUGCGGGGAAGGGAUUCUCUCCAACCCACAUCAUGUUGCUCUUGUUUUUAAUAUUCUUUUGACUGUCCCUCUUGACCAGAGGGUGUACAGCAGCGUCUUUCUGGGAAUUCAUGAAGUGCUCUUUUCCAUUCUGCAGUGUCAUCCUAAGGUGAUGCUGAAAGCAGCUCCGUCUUUUUUGAACAGUUUCCAUCGAUUGGUUAUUUCUGUGAUGCAUGAAGGGAGACAAAAAGGAGACAAAGGGUCCGUGGAUGAACUUGAAGAUAUAUUGAAAUGUGCUCAGUUGGUGGAGCGGAUGUAUAGUUAUAUUGCUGCAAAAACAGAAGACUUCACUGUGAUGUCAGCCUUCAUUGUGGCCCAAUAUGUGAUAGAAUUGCAAAAGGUGACUUUGCAUCCAGCUGUAAAGAAACAUCUAACAGAAGGGAUCUAUCAAAUCAUAGAUCUCUGCAAGGAACGGGACAUCAAAUUCUUAAAUGUUUCUCUACCAGCAGGUGUGAGAGAAGUUUUCAAGGAACUCUAUCGCGAUUAUACUCAUUAUCACAAAGCUUUAAAGCAAGGGGAUGAAAAGUACAAAGCGUGAACUAAUUAUUCUUUUGAGUUCUGGGUGAAGAGUCUCCAUCUGGAUGGGAUGAAACCUACUUUUCUUCCAUAUUAAGUCACUUGAUUUGGAAUGAGAAAACUAUGUGCCUCGAAGCAAGGAUGAAUGGCACAUAUCCUCUGCAUUGGUGAUUUGAGUAAACUUCUGCUUUUCCAGGGUUACAAGCAGACAUUUCUGAAAUAAAUUGUAUUAAAAAUGUACAUUGCAAGGAGAAGUUCUGUAGAGGGGGGAAAAAAUAAAUGUAUUAAUGGGCCAGAAUUUUGAACUAUGAACGAGCACCAUUUUUUCCCUUUUUGAAGUAAGCGAUAAUGGGUUCCAAACUUCUCUUUUGUUGUUGUUGUUUUGUUGUGUUAUUUUUAUAUUUAGACCGAACAAAUUUUGUAUUAUACCUGUAAAAUAUUGAUAACUAUUAAAUUUAAAUAGCCUU
Molecule: messenger RNA, 5533 nt
Organism: Thamnophis sirtalis
Lineage: Eukaryota; Metazoa; Chordata; Lepidosauria; Squamata; Natricidae
Gene: URB2
Product: URB2 ribosome biogenesis homolog
Biological process (GO): ribosome biogenesis
Cellular component (GO): nucleolus
Source: RefSeq, a predicted model, not a curated record